GCCGCGGUGGCUGCCGGGAUGCGCCGCAGCGAAUGGUCGCGCCUGGCGCCGCUCUGAGUGACCUUUCACCCGCGCCCAGUGGUCCGGAGCGGCAGCACUAGGCGGAAGCCAUGGCGGAGGCGGCGGCUGCGGCUGCGGCUGCGGCUGCGGCGGGAGAGACGAGUGCGAGCUCCGGCUCUGCCGCCGAACGAGACCCGGACCAGGACCGCGCUGGGCGGAGGCUGCGUGUUCUCUCGGGCCAUCUGCUGGGCCGGCCCCAGGAGGCUCUGAGUACCAAUGAAUGCAAGGCGCGGAGAGCCGCGUCGGCGGCCACGGCGGCGCCUACGGCCACUCCCGCGGCACCGGAGUCUGGCAUCAUCCCCAAAAAGCGGCAAGAACUCAUGAAGUGGAAUGGUUGGGGAUAUAAUGAUUCCAAGUUCUUCUUAAAUAAGAAGGGCCAACUGGAGUUGACUGGGAAAAGAUACCCUCUUAGUGGUGUAGCUUUACCAACUUUUAAAGAUUGGAUCCAAAAUACCUUUGGAAUAAACCUGGACCAUAAAACUACCUCUAAAGCAUCCUUAAAUCCUAGUGAUACACCCCCUUCUAUUGUAAAUGAAGAUUUUCUUCAUGAACUUAAAAAAACCAACAUUUCAUAUUCACAAGAGGCAGAUGAUCGAGUAUUUAGAGCUCAUGGUCAUUGUCUUCAUGAGAUAUUUUUGCUCAGGGAAGGAAUGUUUGAGCGAAUUCCUGAUAUAGUUUUAUGGCCGACAUGUCAUGAUGAUGUAGUUAAGAUUGUGAAUCUAGCAUGCAAAUACAACCUCUGUAUCAUACCAAUUGGUGGAGGGACAAGUGUUUCAUAUGGCCUAAUGUGUCCAGCAGAUGAGACAAGAACAAUAAUUUCUUUGGAUACAUCACAAAUGAAUCGAAUUCUCUGGGUCGAUGAGAACAAUCUGACAGCUCAUGUAGAGGCUGGUAUAACAGGACAAGAGUUGGAAAGACAGCUUAAAGAAAGUGGUUAUUGUACAGGUCAUGAACCAGAUUCCCUGGAAUUCAGCACUGUGGGAGGAUGGAUAUCUACUCGGGCAUCAGGCAUGAAGAAGAACAUCUAUGGAAAUAUUGAGGAUCUGGUGGUUCAUAUGAAAGUGGUAACACCUAGAGGUGUGAUAGAAAAAAGUUGUCAAGGACCUCGGAUGUCAACAGGCCCAGAUAUCCAUCACUUCAUCAUGGGAUCUGAAGGAACUCUUGGUGUAAUAACAGAAGCUACAAUAAAAAUCAGACCAACCCCUGAAUACCAAAAGUAUGGCUCGGUAGCUUUCCCUAAUUUUGAACAAGGAGUAGCCUGUUUAAGAGAAAUUGCAAAACAGAGAUGUGCUCCUGCAUCUAUUCGCCUCAUGGACAACCAGCAGUUUCAGUUUGGUCAUGCUCUUAAACCUCAGGUUUCUUCUAUUUUUACAUCAUUUUUGGAUGGAUUGAAAAAGUUCUAUAUUACAAAGUUUAAGGGAUUUGAUCCAAAUCAGCUAAGUGUAGCAACAUUAUUGUUUGAGGGAGACCGGGAGAAGGUUCUUCAACAUGAAAAACAAGUGUAUGACAUUGCUGCAAAAUUUGGUGGAUUAGCAGCUGGGGAAGAUAAUGGACAGAGAGGUUAUCUGCUGACCUAUGUCAUUGCAUACAUGCGAGACCUGGGUUUGGAGUAUUAUAUAAUAGGAGAGUCUUUUGAGACUUCUGCUCCUUGGGACAGGGUUGUAGACCUCUGUAGAAAUGUAAAAGAAAGAAUAAGAAGGGAGUGCAAAGAGAAGGGUGUUCAGUUUCCUCCUCUUUCUACAUGCAGGGUGACGCAGACUUACGAUGCAGGUGCAUGUAUCUACUUCUAUUUUGCCUUUAACUACAGGGGAAUUAGUGACCCACUGGCUGUGUUUGAGCAAACUGAGGCAGCUGCUAGAGAAGAAAUCCUUGCGAAUGGAGGGAGCCUGUCACAUCAUCAUGGAGUGGGCAAGUUACGGAAGCAAUGGCUAAAAGAAAGCAUCUCUGAUGUCGGCUUUGGGAUGCUGAAGUCCGUCAAGGAUUAUGUGGACCCCACUAACAUCUUUGGAAACCGAAACCUUUUAUAAUCCAUUACUAUCAUUAUGAAAAAUGUCACUUUUUUCUUUUUAAGACUUCAACAAUGGUUAUACCAGUAAUCAAAUAUAUCAUAGACUAUAUUUUAACCCUUCUGUUUGUUGGUUUAAAGUAAGUUUGUUUUCAUUAUGUGGUUUGUUUUCUCAUCUAUGGAUCAACAAAUGGUAUUCCUACAUCUCUCAUUGUAGGUUUAUCAGUUUACAGCCAAUGGUUGUCAUUUCAAAUCUUAGGUAGCACAAGUCUGCUUGUUACUUCAGAGAAAGAUGCUGUCAGCUGUUUUGUAUGGACGCUUCCUCUUUGGAAACAGGCAGAUUUUGGUAUCAUCUACUGCUUAACUAGCCUCUUCUAAAAAGACCAUUUCUGGGAAGCAGGUAUCUAGAGAAAGAGUCCACUGAGGAUGAUACAUGUAUGUUUUUUAAGAGAUACUCUACUGUGAGUAGGCCAUUACAGAAGUGUAUUCAUGAAAGAAUACAGGCAGCCUGUUACUAGGGUGCCUUUAGUUUGUAAGGUGCUUGGCCUGCAGUUUCUUUGAAAUUAGUAUAUAGUUGUAAAACCUUAAAUCACCCAUAUAUAAUUAUUUUGUGAGGGGACACAUUUUUGUUCUCCAUGUUUCUGUUUCUACUGAGGUAUGAGUUGUAUUUGUAUCGCUGAAGUAAUCUAUUGUUACAUCCUAAAUCAUUCAUAAUAUGUUUUGUAAGAAAAGCUGAUACCACUCAUUGUAUGUGAAAGAUAGGUUUACCAUAAAACGAAUGUCUUUACCCAGCCCAGAGUCCUGAUGUUUCUGCUGUUGCACGCUUGUGACUGAGCUACAGAAAAAGCUGCAGCAGAUCAGAAGGAAGACUCCUAACCCUAGUGUCUCCAGCUGAAAAGAACUGUGUGGCUAAAAAGCAGUAAUUGUUCAGCUAUUGAAUUUCAAAGCCUCAACAGUUUCAGUGACUUUUUUUUAAUUAACCCAACAGCAUGAUAAAUUUUCAUAUAAAAGUAAAGUUUGAAUUUAGUUCCUAAUGGUUUAAUAUCUUUUUGAAUUACUGGUUUAACCUUGAUUUUAAAAGAAAUGUGUUAAUGCAUAUGCCAUAAUCAGAAAUUUGAAUUACCUUAUUUCUUAAAUAAUAAGGAGCAUUAAUCACAUUUAGAAAACAUUUUUACAUUUAAACCUGGCUAUUAAAAUGAGUGAAAUGAUUAGUUUAAAUUACUGUCUUGACAAGGUUCAUGAUUCACAUUUUGAAAUGGAUUCUUUUCUUAAUACCUAACUUUUGAUAAUUUUUUAAAAUUAAUAUUUAAUCAGAUAAUAUAAGUCAAAAUGCAGAUGAUUCUUUAAAAGGACACAUUGUCUGACUAGCAUCAGCUCCAAAGUAUUUUUGGGCAGUUUGAUACCUUUUAUAUCUGAAGUAGCCUUAACCAGAAAAGCGAAAAUUUAAAAAUGACAAAAGGUAUUUUUAAGACAUCAAAAUAAUAAUUUUGACUAUUAAAAUUGGCCUCAAACUAACAAACUUAAAUCAUAAGCAAAUCAAAAUUAAGUACUAGUUUAACAACAAAAACUAAAUAUUUAUUUUUUGGAAACUGCCUCUCUUCAUUGGUGAUUUAUUUUUAAUUAUAAAAUUUCCAGCAGAUCUUUUCUUAAAGCCCUUGAGGAUUUGAAAUAGUUGGACACUUUGAUGAGGAGAUUGGCUCUAGAAUUACAAGAUUAUCAGCUUUAAAAACCACAUCUAUUCAUGAAGAUGAUUUCUCUAAUUGGUGAUCAAAAUGUAAAAUUUAGUAAGGUACUAAUAUCUCACUGGAAGUGUAUACAUGUUUCUGGAUAAUUUUUUAAUAAAACAUUCUUCACAAGCAGAUUCAUUCCUUUGCAUGUGAUUGUUAUAACUUUCUCUCCCAGGGAGUUUAGAUUACAACAACCUCAGAAAUCUGUACUUGAUAUUACAAAUUUAUAAAUUUAACACUUGAAAAUAUUGUGCUCACUGUUUUACAUAAACCUUAUGGAAACUAGUGAUUGUGUGUGUGUGUGUGUGUGUAUGUUCUUGUUGUUGCUGUUGUUACUUUCUAUGUAUGCAAGAUUCACCUUGGUUUUAUAAUGGUGACUACAUUUUGUAGUUGGAAUCAUCUCUACAGGGAUCAUUUUUAAACUUAAGAAAGUUCAUCAGUACUGUGUUACUCUAAUUUAGUAAAGGAAAGCUUUCCCCCACUCUCACCCACCCACUUCUGGAGGUACCUGGAUACAGACUUAGUGUCUGUAGAGGACUUAGCUCAUGAAUAUGCACAAAAGCACUUAAACCAUAGCUCUCAUUCCUGAAGUAUCUGAAAAUGGCUUCACAAGAGUCAAAGAUAGGAGACCAUUGUUUAUAUGAGGCUUCUUAACUCACUGUUAAUGAGUUUAUUUAUUUAGGAUUUUAAGUCUAUAGCCUAGUUUUCAGGACUGUGUAACACUGACUUCUCUUUCUUGAGUUGUCAUAUUUGUAAUGUUUUACUUAAAUUCAGUGAUGUCCUUUGGGCUGGGACUUGAGUGGGAAUGGGAACUUGCAGCUGCUGGAGACAGCAUUGAGGACUAACGUAUGUGAACAGGCUUCAUUGAUCCUUAGAGAAACGGCUGCCUUAAUGUUUGGUACAGUUUAUAGUAGUGCAUAAGUAUUUAAUCUUAUGCGUGUAACUGAGCUUUUUUUGUUUCACAAGAAUUGUGGAAGCCACAUGUUUAUUGUACCCAGUAUUUUACCAGAGAAUUAAAUUCUUUCCUCUUCUGAAAAAUAGGAAGUUUUCUUUCUAGAGUUCUUGCAUAUUAUAGCACCAGUACUCUAAAGUUAUUUAUUAAGCUAGAAGCCAUCUAGUGUACAUAGCUCUCUUGAGGUAUAUUUUGGAAAAUAAAAGUGCAAUAAAGGAUGAGCUGCCAUCAAGAGUGUGUAUUAUGCCGAGUACAGAUGGUUGCAAGGAAACCUUUCUUUCAGAAAAUUGCAUUAGCAAGUAAGUCUUAAAUUGCAUUUUUGAAAAUACCUUUUGCAUGUUGGCCCCAGAGAUUCUCUCUUGUCAAACUGUCCUGGCUAUAGCUUAUUAACUGUGGCUGAUCAGAGACCUCGUGAAGUCCUAAAUUGAAGUGUACUCCCUCAAGUCUUCAGAUGGGGCUGGAUUUGGUCAAACUUCUAUUUGAUACCAAUAUUAGAACAUAGUUGUUUACUCUGGAUUGAUUCACAAGUUGCAUGUAGUAGCACUUGAGACUGCCAAAGAGAGGCAUAUCUGUGGAAAGCAUAUCUACAUUUUAACGAACUUUGAGACAGAUUAUUAUAGCUUGAGUAGCUUAUUGUUUACCACUUACUCUUUAGCAACUUUGAUUUUAAUCAGGGAUUAUUAGCUCAUGGUAGGAGGAAAGCAGAAAGUAUUACAAGGUGCUAGGUUACAAAUGCAGAAUUUUGAGUGUUCCCACGUUGGCCUUAGUAGUUAUAAAGCUUGGUUUUUCACUCAAGGCUUUAUGUUCCCAAAUGAGCCAUAUGUCAGCAUGUUCACUUAAUUCUUAUUAAUUUCGUUUCCUGCAGAGGGGAAGAAGGACAUUGGUACUAAAAUCUAGACUGUGUAAGCUUUACUUAAAGCUGCUAAAAUAGUGUCUGAUACGAAGGAUGUAAGUUACUCAGCUUUCUGUUCCCUAAGCCAAAUAGUGUUGUCUUCAGUGUGAAAUUUAACUGUAAAACCUGCUUGUAUAAAUGUCAAAGAGAUUAUAGAAACAUUAUUAAUAAAAUGGACCUGGAUCUAAAAGAUUUUCUUCUUCAAAGGGAGUGUGAAGCUGUUUUUUCUUCUGUUUGCAUAUUAGCUCUUCUUUGAACCUUAGUUUUGCAUCUUUAUAGUCCACUCAUUUGAAAAACAAAAUUGGUUUCAUAUAGUUUUAUUGGUACAGUAUAUCAAGUACAAUCUGUGAUCAAAUUCUUUGGAUCUGUAGCUGAGUAUAUCAUUACCUACCCAGGUUGUAUAUUUUAUACCAAUGUUAAAUUCCUCAGUGCUUAGUCUUCUGUGGUCCGAAGCAUAUCCCUUUUAAACCUUGGAUGUUCCUCAAAGAAUAAAGAGCCUCAUUCUUUUCUAACCACAGCAGUUAAUUCCUUGACAAAAGAGGGAAGGACUGUGGAUAUAUACCACAUUCAAGCCAAAGAACUGACAGAACUCAGUAACUUCAGUUCUGUGAUUCUGAAAAGAUUUCUCUUUUGGUUCCCAAAGGAAAUUACUUUGCAUAUUUUUCACAAGAUAAAAUAAUACAUUAUGUAUUGCUAAGUACAUUUUUCAGAUGCUCUGAAUUCCCAUUCUGAGAGAAAGAAAAAAAAUUUUAGUAUUUCUAAGUAACAUAUAUAAUGUUUUUAAGACAUUUGUUAGUAGGGUUUUUCAUGAGCACCACAGGGACCAUUUGAACAUACCUUAAUUCUUAAGUUAAAUAUCUAAAAGGACAUGAAAUGCUUGUACUGGUCAGUCUUUAUAUAAGUAGUUACUUAUUGACCUACGUAAACAGUAUCCCCUCAAGCUCACAGUGCCUUGCUGAGUUCCUCCUGCCCCCAUCAAAUCGCCAUUUGAAAUGAGUAGUAGAGGGUAGGUCUUUAAAGAUAGGUUGUUUUGCAAUUCAAGGCUCUUCCUCUUCAGGAACAUGUCAGGAAUUAAGCAGUUGUGUGUAGAAAUGCUGAGAAUCUUUUCCACAGUGUUGAUUUGGAUUACGUAGUUGAGUGCAUGGUGGACCUGUACUCACAUACAUCUCAUCAGUCAGUGGGAUUUGUAUCCACUUUCAUUCCUACGUUUUCACCCCUACUGUCUGACAUCGGGGCCCUACGAUGUGGCUUGGCAGGUGCGGCAUCCUCACUGAGCCUUGAGAUGUUCCCUGCAUGCUUUUGGAUGUUUGCCCACACAGCUCGCUAGGAGCAGCGCCUGGAAGGAGGGUUUCUGUUCCUUACGUUGUGGUCAGUCCUUUUGUGUGAUGGUGCCUUCAGAAUAACACAUUUCUGUUCCUGGGCAGUGAUAAAUCUUAUGAGAAAUACAUGUAAGUUACAUCAUCAAUCUGUCUUUUGUUUUUGCUAAGCCUGUGAAAUAUUUUGGCUCUGAUACAACUUGACUUGAAUAAUAUCUUCUCUUGAGUCUUCCUUCAAGGCAGUGUGUAUUACUGCUAGUACUGUAGUAAUCUUUUGGGAAAUACAUGUGGGUGAGCACUUGUAUGUAAGCCAUUAUACUGCUGUAACUAAUGCAUACAAACAAUUCUAUAUAUGUUUAUAGUCUAAAAGUGGAUAUGUAGGGGGAAGGAAAAUUCCUGAGAGAUUUUAGCAUAGCUUUGUCAGUCCAAACUGAGCCAUACUGCUUUCCAAAAGGGCUCAAACUCAUAGUCUAUAUCCUGUGCUUUGAGAAUAUGUUUGAAUUCUCCUUUAUUGGUUUUCUUAGACUGUACCAUUCUAUAAGCAAAUGCCCAUGUGUAAUUUUUUUAAAGAUGUGCUGGGAACUAAUAAACAAUACCAAACUGC
Molecule: messenger RNA, 7556 nt
Organism: Cavia porcellus (domestic guinea pig)
Lineage: Eukaryota; Metazoa; Chordata; Mammalia; Rodentia; Caviidae
Gene: Agps
Product: alkylglycerone phosphate synthase
Exons: 20
Coding region: 111-2087 (658 amino acids)
Biological process (GO): lipid biosynthetic process
Cellular component (GO): peroxisome
Molecular function (GO): alkylglycerone-phosphate synthase activity; FAD binding
Source: RefSeq, a predicted model, not a curated record